GCUCGCUCAUUCCGCAUCAUACGACUUUCACGCCACCACAAAUUAAACCCCGUCAAAAUACUCAUUCACAGCCGACUUUCAAAGCGCUAAACAAAAACAAAAUCAUUCGUUUGGUUUUAGUCAUAAUCGCCUAGUUUUAAAUUCGCCGAAGCACAAAAAAAAGUACAGUAUAUGGGCCUGCCAAAAGAGUCGGACUGCGGCCACUUGUCUGAGACUCCUUCCGCAUUUUCCUGCGGCUCCGAGGCAGUGACGUGCGCCUCUGAAGGCGGCGUAAGCGCCGGAGGAGCUGGAGGCUGCAGCGCCUCGGAGCGCAUCAGACUCGGCCCCUCCCCUCCGCGCUCUGCGGCGGCCCGCCCUACUCACACAAGAGCCCCGUCUGCGUUCUGCCCGAGACUGGGGGUGGGAGAAAGAAACCCGUACGGCCUUGGAAACUAAACAAAAAAAAUACAACAGGUCUUAUAUUAUGCAGAUGACCAGUGGAGACAAUGGAUGAAGAUGUGACGGCUCUCUCUCUCCAUUCCCAUGAGCCUAAGAUCAUAUUCCAUGGGACAGAAGAGGGUGAUGGAGAAGAUGAGGUGGUGGUAGAACUGCAGGAGUCGGUUCUCGUCUCUGACGUGGAGGGUGAGAAGAUUGCCGUGCACGGCCUCGCCCAUGAGGAGCUGGUCAUCCAGGAAGCCAUCGAGGAUGUGGUGGCGGAGUAUGUGCCAUGCUCAGAUGAUGACGAAGAGCUGAGCACCAUUGCGGUGGAGACCUGUGUGAUGUCACCUGAUGAUGUGGCUCUGGAGGAUGAAGGGCUGCGGGUUGAUGUGGUGACUGACGCUCAGGUACAGGAGGAUCCUGACACCUGUGGAGACUACCUCAUGAUCUCUUUGGAUGAGGCUGGAAAGGUGGUUUCUGAUGAGGAUGCUAAAGUCACCAUUGAAGGCACUUUAGAAGACUCAGAGGAUGUGGACAAGGAUGAUGAGGGUCAAGAGGUCAUCAAAGUAUACAUUAUCAAGGCUCACCCAGGGGAGGAUGACUUGGGAGGCACUGUUGACAUAGGAGACACUGAGCUUGAUGUAGAUGAUACCAUGGAGCUGGUGGAUUCCUCUGGAAUGCCUAUAAGAGAGAAGAUGGUUUACAUGUCAAUGGAUGAAGCCAAUCAAAACCAGGAUGACAUCAAUGUGGCUAAAAUCACAGAUGAGGUCUACAUGGAAGUGGUGGUGGGUGGUGAGGACCCUGGAAAUGCUCAGCGGACACUUGACAGCGCAUCACUCGAGAAAGACUUCAUGCCUGUGGCCUGGGCAGCUGCUUACAGUGGGGAGGAGAGUGAAAGCUGUGAGAACCGGAAUGGAGCAGCUAGUGCUCUGCUGCACGUGGAUGAGUCUGACAUGAUCGAAAGACUCAGUCGUCAACGAAGCAAGAACAAGAGCAAAAGACGUUCUGAACUUCGUCACGUUCAGACAGCAAUCAUUAUUGGACCAUACGGCCAGCCUCUUACGGUGUACCCUUGUAUGCUGUGUGGGAAGAAGUUCAAGUCACGUGGUUUCCUCAAGCGCCACACCAAGAAUCACCAUCAGGAUGUUGUAAACCGAAAGAAAUACCAGUGCACGGACUGUGAUUUCACCACUAACAAAAAAGUCAAUCUCCACAACCACAUGGAGAUCCACACCCUCAGCAGUAAAGCACCAUUUGAGUGUGAAGUGUGCGGAAAGGAGUUCCACCAGCAGGCGACGCUGUUCUCCCACCGUCUGCAGCACCACCACCGAGACUCCAAGCUUCAGAUCUCACCACCCACCACCAAAAUGCACAAGUGCAAGUUCUGCGAAUAUGAAACAGCAGAACAAGGACUUCUCAACCGACACCUGCUCGCCGUUCACAGCAAGAAUUUCCCUCAUAUUUGCGUAGAAUGUGGGAAAGGCUUCCGGCAUCCUUCGGAGCUGAAGAAACACAUGAGGACCCACACCGGCGAAAAGCCGUACUCCUGCCUUUACUGCGACUACAAAUCGGCCGACUCAUCUAACUUAAAGACGCACGUGAAGACUAAGCAUAGCAAAGAGAUGCCCUACAAGUGUGACCGCUGUUUCCAGACGUUCGCCGAACACGAUGAGCUGUUACAACACGGACUGACGCACGAGGAAGCCAAAACGCACCAUUGCACUCACUGUGACCAUAAAAGCUCCAAUUCCAGUGACCUGAAGCGCCACAUCAUUUCAGUUCACACCAAAGACUAUCCACAUAAAUGUGAAGUCUGUGGAAAAGGCUUCCAUCGGCCGUCCGAGCUCAAGAAGCACUCGGCCGCCCAUAAGGCUAAGAAGUUACACCAGUGUAGGCAUUGCAAUUUCAAAAUCGCAGAUCCAUUUGUUCUCAGUCGACAUAUUUUGUCAGUGCACACCAAGGAGCAGCAGGCUUUUCCUGACAAAAAGGGUCUUAAGAAGACGUUUGCACUCAGUGCUCAUGGGGGUAAGAAAAUUUUGGGCGGCGCCGGUUUGUCCAAGGGCCAUCGGGAGCGCCGGGUAUACCAGUGCCAGUAUUGCGACUACAGCACAGGUGAUGCGUCUGGCUUCAAAAGGCACGUGAUCUCCAUUCACACCAAAGACUAUCCUCACCGCUGUGACUUCUGCUCAAAAGGCUUCCGAAGACCAUCGGAGAAGAAUCAGCACAUCAUGCGGCAUCAUAAAGACCUAAUGCCUGCCAUGUGACCUUUGCAACGGCUGCCAUAGCGACACCAAUCAGAGAGCCAUCAGGAAAAGGUCUGUUCUGAUGUAGCUGUGGUCUUCAGGGCCAAAAGCUGACCGUUGGAAAGCCAACUAGAGGCUAUUUCAGAGAAAGAGGAAAAAUCCACCUUUUACACUGCUGUAAUGUUUUGAAGACGCAUUAAUCCAAAGUUUAAUCAACCUUUCUUGAGAGUUUAAAUCAGAAAAACUAACCGUUGUUCUGACCAGCUUUAGAUUUAAUGCGAAAAUAGAUUAACUUGCAUAUUAAAUUAUCAAGGGUGGACGUUAAGUUUUAUGUUGGAGCGUCUGCUUAUAAAUUUGAAUUAUGACUCCUGUAUCGCAUGUUACGCAAACCAUGUUUGAAUAGCAUUGAUGAUUGUGGCGUGUUUGUGCACAUGCGUUUACAAGUACGGAAGUGCUAAUGCUUUAUUGACUGGUUUCUUAGCUUCAGAUAAGCAGAAUGUCUAAUUAAAAUGAAUUGGAAAUACUCAUCUUAUGCACUGGCUGCUAAAAAAAUGUUUUAAUUUGAGAGAAAAUGGCUGUUCAGCCCAGGUAGGGUUUGGGGAAACUCAGUUUUCAUCAAUGCAAAAGGUUCUUCUAACCAAAACGCAUCGCCAACAUUGGCAAAUUGACAAAUUCCAGCUGAUAUUUAAUAAAGAAAAUGACUAGAAUGUAAUGUAGAACAGGUUUUCUUGAUAAUAUUCACAAGAAAGAAUUAUAUUGCAAAUAGUUCUCAGCUCAUAAGAGAUGAUGAGAUUUGAUCAGUGCAGCCGAAUGGCUGGUAAUCUAAAUUUGUUUUAAUUUAGACGCUAGUAUGUUUGUGUAUUUCUUGAAUGUUGCCGUUUGGCUUCUGGUCUGUUUGUUGUAAAACUCACCCUCAAAUUAUUAUUAUUAUUAUUAUUAAGACGUUUAGGGUAAAUUUUAUUUUUUACACAGAUACUGAAAAUGUAUAAUUUGGAAUAAGAGAUUCUAAAAGAUGUUAUGUUAUGUGUAUAAGAAAUAUUUGUAAAUACAGAAGUAAUAAACAGUAUUUUGUGUCCAAAA
Ctenopharyngodon idella (grass carp) is the source of this 3740-nucleotide messenger RNA. It is a transcript of the gene zfx, whose product is annotated as zinc finger protein X-linked. Bases 486 to 2681 code for a protein of 731 amino acids. NCBI's taxonomy places the organism in Eukaryota, Metazoa, Chordata, Actinopteri, Cypriniformes, Xenocyprididae. The record is from RefSeq and is a predicted model, not a curated record. Gene Ontology annotation, molecular function: DNA-binding transcription factor activity, RNA polymerase II-specific; metal ion binding; RNA polymerase II transcription regulatory region sequence-specific DNA binding. The transcript has 8 exons. Gene Ontology annotation, cellular component: nucleus. Gene Ontology annotation, biological process: regulation of transcription by RNA polymerase II.